This is a messenger RNA of Daphnia magna, 1159 nucleotides long. Its product is annotated as G patch domain-containing protein 11. The record is from RefSeq and is a predicted model, not a curated record. Gene Ontology annotation, cellular component: kinetochore. Gene Ontology annotation, molecular function: nucleic acid binding. Bases 103 to 888 code for a protein of 261 amino acids. NCBI's taxonomy places the organism in Eukaryota, Metazoa, Arthropoda, Branchiopoda, Diplostraca, Daphniidae. The transcript has 3 exons.
AAAUGAGCGGUUUCGUCUGCUCCAUUAGUCUUAACUCUUAAGCAGCGAAUCCGAAAAAAAUAAUUAUUAUUGCUAGAUUUUUGUUGAUCUCUAAUAGCAAUUAUGACAGAUAGUGCCGAGGAGGAUGAUUACAUGUCUGAAGAAUUUUUGACGGCAUGUGUAAAGGAUGUCAGGCCAGGACUAGUUUUCAAGCAGAGCACCAAAAGGCAGUUCCAAAUUGAGGAACAACACCGCAGUGCAAACGAAAAAAUGAGAAAAUUGAACAAGCCUGUCAGAGUUUUGGAGGCUGAAAAGCGUGAAGAAGGGCUUAGCACAGCAAUAAGUAGUCAAAAUAAAGGUUUUGCCAUGUUACAAAAGAUGGGCUACAAUCCAGGCAAAGGCUUGGGAAAGACAGAAGAAGGUCGCGUGGAGCCUGUAGCCGUUGAAAUAAAGACCACGCGAGCUGGAUUGGGCAGAGAGGCUGCCGUGAAAGACAUACUACAAAGAAAGAUGACAAUGUUGCAGAACAGAAUCUCUAGCCAAAACAGUUCGACAAGUGUAACUGAAUUUAGAAACCGUAAGAAAGAUGAAGCUGUUCAGAAACUUAUUCUCAUUGAUUUGAGGAAGAGCCAACGGAUGUGUCAAGUUCUGGACGAAGAAAAGAACAUCCUGGAACCGGCCGAACUUUGGUUUUGGCCCCAAGUGGUCAAAGAUCCGGAAGAAUCUGAUCAAGAAGACAAAGAUGUUGAAGAAAAGGAAGAAGAACAACUUUUACCCGGUGAACAACUUGAGUUAAUCACAGCCUACCUCCGUCAAGUUCAUUGGUAUUGCACUUGGUGUGCAACGAAAUUUAAUGACGAUCAAGAUCUCACUUCCAGUUGCCCUGGUGCCACGCGAGAUGAACACUGAUAAAGUGGUUCAAAUGGUUUUUAUGUAAUUUAUUUGCAUAUGAAACGAAUAUUUUAAUUGUCAACAAAACUUUAAACAAAUAGCCUACACGUUUUUUUUUUUCACUUUGAAUGGAUACGGGUUCCAUAAGGUCUCAAAAUUAGUAGGAGCCUUUGUAAAAUGUUUUGUAGGAGUCCUCCUCUCUCUGCUCCAAAUAUUUUCUCAUGGUGUAUUUAUAUUUAGAUAAUUGUAACCAAUUGGUGAUUUCAUAUAAUGUAACUUUUGAAAAGCG